This is a messenger RNA of Entrophospora sp. SA101, 3705 nucleotides long. The record is from the annotation of a GenBank genome assembly. NCBI's taxonomy places the organism in Eukaryota, Fungi, Glomeromycota, Glomeromycetes, Entrophosporales, Entrophosporaceae.
AUGUCUUCGCAGAAUGUUGAAAAUCCGGAAGUUAUUAUGAAAGAAGAAAUAAAUCGUGUUAUGGAAGAUGUUGAUACUACUGUACACGAAUUUGACCCUGACGCUCCUCCUGAAGUAAAGGCUAAACAAGUUCAAGAGAGUAGCGGUGUUGAUCCUGCUGCUGCUUCUAGUAGUAAAACUACAGGAGUUAUUGAGGGUGAUACUACUAGUGCGAACCUUCCUGGAGCUUUACCUCAUUUAGCAGUAGAGUCUGCUUCUGAAAUUCCAGAAUGGGCACGUAUCGGUUGGAAAAAUAUUGUGGAACUUGAUUCAAAGGCCCCAGAAAAAGUAUUUUAUGAUGAAAUAUUAGGAGAAAUGUAUUUUGGUCAGCUUUGGUUAAAUGCAGCUGUUGUUUUUGUCGCAGUAUUUUCCACUUAUUUUGUCACAUUAUUUGGUGGUGGGCUUGGUUGGGUUCUUAUAAUUUGUGCUUUUGUUGCUACAUAUUUCAGAAACUCGGUUCGAAGAUUUCAUCGUAACGCACGUAGUGAUAUUGCACGUGAACUUGCAAAAGAAAAAUUGGAAACUGAUUCAGAAACAACCGAGUGGAUAAAUGAAUUUUUACAUCGCUUUUGGAUGAUAUAUGAACCAGUAUUAUCAGCAACAAUUGUACAAAUCGCUGACGGUAUAUUAUUAUCAUCGACACCUUCAUUUUUAGAUUCUAUUCGCUUGACAACUUUUACUUUAGGAUCAAAGGCUCCUAUUAUAGAAUCUGUUAAAUCUUAUCCAAAUGCUGAAGAUGAUAUUGUGAUCAUGGAUUGGAGAGUUUCAUUUGUUCCAAACGAUAUUGCCAAUAUGACUAGAGCUCAAUUAAUCAAAAAAGUUAAUCCAAAGAUUAUCCUCACUAUUCGCGUUGGAAGAGGAAUGGUAGGAGCUGGGCUUCCAGUCUUAUUGGAAGAUAUAUCUUUCUCCGGACUUAUGAGAAUCAAAUUGAAGUUGAUGAAUACAUUCCCUCAUGUAAAAACUAUUGGUUUGAGCUUCUUGGAAGAACCAAAAAUUGAUUAUGUUUUAAAACCAAUUGGUGGCGAAACUUUUGGAUUUGAUAUUGCCAAUAUUCCUGGUUUAUCUGACUUCAUUCGUAAUCAAAUUCAUGCUAAUUUACGCCCAAUGAUGUACGAUCCAAAUGUGUUUGUUUUAGAUGCUGAGUCUUUGGUUGGUGGUUACCCAAUAGAAACUGCUAUUGGUGUUCUUGAACUUAAGAUUAUAUCUGCAAAGAAACUUAGAAAUGUAGAAAGAUUCGGCACUUCUGACCCAUAUGUGAAAUUGACGAUACUUGGUCAAGCUGAAUUGGGUCGUACUAAAGUGAUUGAUGAUUCAUUAGAUCCGGUUUGGGACGAAACUCAUUAUUUAGUACUGAAAACAUUAAGCGAAGUCUUGAAAUUUGAAAUAUAUGAUGCUAAUGAAUUCACCGCAGACAAACUUUUAGGAAUCGCUACAUUUUCUUUAAAUAGCUUAAUUGAUAAUCCGGAACAAAAUCAAGUUACUGCACAAGUUUUAUUUGAGGGUAAACAAUAUGGAGAGAUUUUGUUCAAUGUUAGAUGGUAUCCUGUGGCAGUGGCAAAAGAAGGAGAACCUGUUCCUGAUUCUACUAAAGAUCUUAAUCCAAAUCUUUCUUUAGUUGGGCAGUAUAAUCCUUAUGCAGAAUUAUUAUUAAAUGACAAACCAAUCUUCAGAUCGAAAACUUUGAAAAGAACGAAUAAUCCUAUUUGGGAGGAACCUACCGAAUUGUUUGUCACAAAUAGAAAAGGCGCACAAAUCUCUGUUAUUGUUAGGGAUUCACGUGAUUUUUCUGUAGAUCCAAUAGUUGGAAGCUACAAGUGUAAAUUGGGUACUAUCUUGGAAGCUACAAGUGAUAAUGAUUGGUUCAAGGUUCAAGAUGCGCCACCUGGUAAAUUAAGAUUAAGCUGUCAAUGGAAACCAGUAUUGAUCGAAAAUCCUCAUGUUGCUAUAGAUGCUGAACCUAUCGGUAUUGUCAAACUUCAAAUUAAAAAGGCUGAAGAUCUUAAAAUAUCAGGAAAAUUUAAUGUUAAUGAAGACAAAUAUGAAGCUGAAGGUGUCUUUGAUACAUCCAAAACUAUUAAUGAUGAAUUGGGAGGCACUAUUUAUUAUUCAGCCAGUUUCCAUCCAAUCAUUCCCCUUAAUAAUGUGACUAUUACAGAAACGGAGAAAAAGGUCGAUUUAGCAGAGCAAACAGAAAGGGUCGAAGUAGUUGAAAAUACUAAUGUUUUGAAUUAUACAUCUGGAAUUUUAACUAUAAAAUUUGUUCAAGCUAAUAUUGAAAAAAAAGAUAUAUCAUUGGAAUUAUAUGUAGAUAAUGAUGAAUUCCCUGUUUACAAUACAAGUCGUUCCAGAUCUUCGAAUCCUUGUUGGAAUGAAGGUGUUGCUAAAAUUUUUGUGAAGGAACUUGGGUAUUCCAGAAUUAGAUUAUAUGUCAAAUCAGGAGAAGGGAAAAGACCAAUUGGUACAAUUGUACAUGAUAUCAAAAAAUUAAUUGAAAAUUCUCAAUCGUCAACAGAUGGCAGUUGGUUAAAAGCUCCUGAACUAGAAAAUGCCCAAUUUAAUAUUUCUGUGAAUUAUCUUCCCGUAAAAUAUGAAUUGGAUCCUUCUGAAAGUUUAAAAAAUAUGGGUCGGUUAUCAAUAACCAUCAAUAGCGCUAAAAUAUUAGAAGAAGUUUGUAAAUCAGGCAGUAUUGACGCAUAUUUAUUUUUUAUACUUAACGGCGAAAAGAUUUUUAAAUCAAAAACAAUUAAGCAAUCAUUAAAUCCUGUUUUUGACGAGAAAUUUGAAGCAAAAAUUGUAACAAAUUUUGAAUUGGAGGUGAUUGAUUGGAAUCAAAUUGCAGCAGAUGAGAAAUUGGCUGUUGGAAAGAUUCCAAUUGAUGAUCUUGAACCAACCAAACUAACAGAGAAAGAGAUCCCUAUUACUAGUAUCAAGGAUCCAAAAAUUUCAUAUGGAACUGUUUAUUUGGAAUUAUUAUUUACGCCUGAUUUUUUGGACAAAGAAACACGACAAAGAGGACCUAUUAAUGGAGCAAAAAGAACUCUAUCUGGAAUUGGUAGCACGGCCAUUUCAGGUGGAGAUAAAAUCCUUAACGCGGGUAGUAGCAUAGUUGGUACAGUAGGUAGUGGAAUAGGGUCAGUAGGUGGUUUUUUUAAUAAAAGAAAUAGUGGUGGUAUUGAUCCACAUAAAAAUGGAGAAGUUACUUCAGGAUCUAUAAAUCCCGAGUUAAAUGGAUCUAGAAAAAAUUCAACUAAAAGUGUUAAUCAAUCGGAAGAAAAUAUUGGUAUACCUGGUACCUUGACAUUAUCUAUUCCUGAAGCGAAAGAAUUACUUCCUACUAAUAAAAGCGGCUUGAGUGAUCCUUAUUUCAAGGUUAAAAUAGACAAAAAACAGAUAUUCAAAUCUGAUGUGAUAAAGAAAAAUCUAUCUCCUCAAUGGAAAUCUUCAAAAGUUCAAAUUCCAAAUAUAACUGGUGGACCAAUAACAUUACAUAUCUUUGUUAAAAAACAUCAUCUAGUUGGUAAAGAUGAAGAUAUUGGAGAGUAUGAUUUGAAUUUGUGGGAACAUAUUAAACCAGGUGCCUUUACAGAAGAUACGUGGGUAAAUUUAACAAAAGUUAAUCGCGGUAAAUUACAUAUUAAAUUGGAUUAUAAACCAAAAGAUAAUUGA